AAAAUUUCAAUUCUCCUCUCUUUCCCUUCUUUAGAGUUUUGCCUACAUACAAAGGCAUAGGCAUACUCAAUUGUUAACUUACUUGCCUAUCCUUUGGCCUGUUUUUGAGUACUGCUCUCUUUUUUUGUUUCUAUUUAAUUGUUUGAGUUUUUAAUAUCACCAUAGCAUUCAAAGUCCCAUUUGGCCUAAACAGAACUAUGAAGAACCCACAAACACCUCUGCCACCAGGCUUUAGGUUCCACCCAACAGAUGAAGAGCUCAUUCUUCAUUACCUAAGAAAAAGAGUGGCUUCCACACCCUUGCCAGUCUCCAUCAUCGCUGAGGUUGAUAUCUACAAGUUUGAUCCAUGGGAGUUGCCAGAAAAAGCUGCGUUUGGUGACAAAGAGUGGUACUUCUUUAGUCCAAGAGACCGCAAGUACCCAAAUGGUGCCAGGCCAAACAGGGCAGCCGCUUCUGGGUAUUGGAAAGCAACUGGUACAGAUAAAACCAUAUUAACAUCAACAGCAACAGCUGCAAGAGGAGGAGGAGGAGGAGGAGGAGGGAACCUGCAAAACAUUGGUGUGAAGAAGGCCCUUGUGUUCUACAAAGGAAGACCACCAAAGGGAAUCAAGACUAACUGGAUCAUGCAUGAAUAUCGCCUCGCUGAACUCCCCAACUACACUCCCAACAAACCUAUCAAGCUCAAAGAUACAUCCAUGAGGUUAGACGAUUGGGUUCUUUGCCGGAUCUACAGGAAGUCCAAUGCUUUACCUCCAAUGACAGCAGCAGCAAGUGAUCAAGAUCAAGAAGAAGAUGAACAAGAACAUGUUAUCCAAGAUACCACUUUACCAAGCUUGAAAAGUCCUGUUGGUCACAACAGUACUCUCAUACCCCAGAAAUCUUCUUCUUUCUCAAACUUAUUGGAUGCCAUGGACUACUCCUUACUAAGUAGUUUAUUAUCAGACAACCAUUGCUGGAACACAACUGGAUUCGAAUCAACAUUCAACAAUGGGAGUCUAGACCAGCCUUUCUUCAAUAACUCCAUAGCAUCUGGUAGCAGCAGUGAAAACUAUAUGUUUCAAAAACUACCUCAACUGAACUCUUUGGCUCCAAACAUGGAAAACCAGCUCAAACGCCAGCAUUCCAACUUAGAUCAUGAGGAUAUGUUAUACCCAUCAAAAAAAUUCAUGAGUUCUUGCAGUUUCAGUAACAGCACCAAUCAAUCCGACAUCGCUCAGUACAAUAUACUCAACCAGUCAUUAUUCAAUCAGCAGUUACUUUUGAGUCCUCAUCUCCAAUUUCAAAAAUAAGGGGGAAAAAGUAAUAAACUGGAUAGAAGGAUGUCAAUUGGGUAUGGAAUCAAAAGAAGAAAAAAGAUACAUUCUUAAAUCUUAAGUCAAAAGAUUGUUAAAAACAAUUUCAAAGAAGUUAUGAAAUCAUACAUGAUUUUUGUAGAGGAUGUAAUGCUUUGAUUGGUAGCACGUACGAGUCAUACCUGUAAUUGUAAAUAAGGUAUUUGGUUUGAUUUUCCAUAAUUAAUGAUUAUUUUCUUCUCUUUU
This is a messenger RNA of Quercus robur (English oak), 1538 nucleotides long. RefSeq names its product NAC domain-containing protein 2-like. The transcript has 3 exons. Gene Ontology annotation, molecular function: DNA binding. The record is from RefSeq and is a predicted model, not a curated record. NCBI's taxonomy places the organism in Eukaryota, Viridiplantae, Streptophyta, Magnoliopsida, Fagales, Fagaceae. Gene Ontology annotation, biological process: regulation of DNA-templated transcription. Bases 198 to 1289 code for a protein of 363 amino acids.